Molecule: messenger RNA, 2352 nt
Organism: Cavenderia fasciculata
Lineage: Eukaryota; Evosea; Eumycetozoa; Acytosteliales; Cavenderiaceae
Exons: 10
Coding region: 1-2352 (783 amino acids)
Biological process (GO): apoptotic DNA fragmentation
Molecular function (GO): deoxyribonuclease II activity
Source: RefSeq, a predicted model, not a curated record
AUGGAGUAUUAUCAUGAUUUAGGAACAGUACUUCAGCCUUCAACCAAUGUCAAUUGGUGGGUAGUAUUAACAGAUGCCACAGAUUCAGCAGAUGCAAUGUACUCUACAGGUGUUUACAUUGAUAGUACAAUGGCUGAUGUCGAAAGUUUUACUGAUGGUCAAUUCAAAGAGCUUAUUACUAGACAAAUUAAAGUUGCAAGUGAUAGAAACAAAGUUUUUGUAGACGCUUUAUUAGCUGCUGGUGAGAGACCCGAUUGUGGUGACCUCGCAACCAAAGGUCUAGUACAUCAAAAUGGUUCCAUGAAAUUAAAGCUGAUAGAGGAGGAAAUGGUUUCACAAAAUACGCUCUUGGACAAGAUUGAUAUAGAUGCCAAGACUGGAUAUUUUAUAUCCCACUCGAUGAGAAUUCCUGGUAAUACUGGUAGAGAACUUGGAAAAGUUUAUGAUCCCUUUUUACUCAACAAAGGCAAAGGAACGACACCAAACCAUUCUCAACACUCGAUUUGUAUCAACGUUAACGCAGACGAGCUUAAAUCAAUGCUUAAAAUGUGGACCCUUACUCGUCCACAACUUAUAAACUCUAAUCUUUUAUGCCUUCUUUUUCCAAUGGAUGAUGAAUCAGCAGAGUCACAAGGAUGUGACACACAAUGGAGAGCUUACGUAAAUACAAAAGGAGCUGGUAAAACCUUGACCGAUAUUAAAACAAUGUUGGCUGAUAGUAAAGCAUAUGAAAUUACAAAAAAACACUGUAUGUAUAAUGAGGGAACAAAUGCUUGGAAAGAACUUACCAGUGCUGGACUAAGCUUUAAAGUUCAUGGAUUUUUAUCAAGAUCUUUAAAUGGUUGUAAUAUUGGUACCCCAUAUCAAUAUAUGAAACAUCUAAUGUCACAGAAAGAUUCAAAAAUAUCUAAAUGCUUAGAAAAUUCCGCGAACCGUGACUAUUGUCAUCCAGCAGAGCUUAUUGAUAACAAAGGAAAAAAGAGGGUCAUGUCAAAUACACUGGACGACAAUUUCAACCAGAUUUGCACUUUAAAAGAUGUUGGAUUGGAUCAAUAUUUGGUUCUGGCUCAAGAUUAUAAUGAGAAAUUUAUUGUUUCAACUGAUCAAACACAUUUUCCAACUUUAUCUGGUCCAGGUUAUGGUGUUUAUAGAUUUGAAGCAUGGAAGACAAAAUUUAGUUUUACUCUUGCUACAAAUGGCAUAGAUAAGAAUUUCAAACCACGUGCAAACGCAGCAACACAUGAGAAAUUAGCAAUUAGUACCACCUCUGAUCGAAUUUGUUUUGGUGAUUCAAACAGAGACUUUAAACAAAUUGAUCAUGCAGGAAUAGCUAUAUGCUUUGAACAUCCAGUUUUACAUGCAUUCUUGUUGGAUAGAGUAGAAAGUGUGGAUAUUAAAAACCAUGUGGUAUUUGGUAAACAUCCAACUUUGGAUAUUACUACAAGUCCAAACAAGUUGAGAAAUUUGGACGUAAAUUGGGUAAUCACAAAAGAUAGUUCCUCUGUUUACUGGCCAGGUGCUCCCACAAUAGCUGAAAAAAAAGCUAAAGUAUCUACACCAUCAUCCAAAAACUAUCCACCUCAUCUUGAAAUACUCAACAUCAUUGAUAUCAUCGCAUCCAAAACUGGUGGUGCCACUAUAACUAUCCAAUCAAUUCAAUUAGUUCGAAAUCAAAUAUCAAUGUCUACUUUAGUAAAUUUAUCUAAUCUAUUACUAUCACAAAUCAUAUCAGAUAUUCAAGAUAAUGUAGAUAUAAUAUGUGAAUUUAAAAGAGGUCAACAACAACAGUACUCAUCGCUCAAAUAUCAGUAUUUAAAGUUGGAUAUUAAAAGUGUGUUCGAUCUAAGUGACUUGGGACUCGAAAACUUUGAAGAGCUUACAGAGUUGUGGGUCAAGAGUUAUUGUUUGACAAAUAUCGGAAUCUUUCCAAACAGUCUGACAUCACUUACUUUGGGAAAGAUAUAUAUGCCUCCACCAGACAUAUUCGCUUCAUUGACAUCACUUGUGACUCUCAAGAUCUAUCUCAUUUUGGACGAAGAUAUGGAGUCAUGUAUUGACCUUGAAGCUCUAGAGACAUUCGAGUUGGGUGGAGAGUGCUGGGAAUGUAUCGAGAUUAAAGUACCUCGUUCAAUCAAGAUUCUAAACAUCUUGGUCUACAUUGUACAAAGAGCAUCCACAUAUCCAAUGCCACGAUUGGAGAGAUUAAAAGUGCCACAAAGCGUAUUGAUCGAUGGAAGAGUCAUUCUGUCGUCGUCACCAUUACUCAAAAAACUAGUUAUAACUAAUUGUUAUCUCAUUUUGCCAGCCAACAUCGUCCCGUUGAGUCGAAAAGCUGACAAUCAAUCAAAUUGA